Symphalangus syndactylus (siamang) is the source of this 5418-nucleotide messenger RNA. It is a transcript of the gene CD99L2, whose product is annotated as CD99 molecule like 2. The record is from RefSeq and is a predicted model, not a curated record. Lineage: Eukaryota; Metazoa; Chordata; Mammalia; Primates; Hylobatidae.
CACCAGGCAUCUUGCUUGGUGCUGGACCAAUGGUGAUGCAGGCACUGGCUGUUUCAAGGAGCUCCUGGUCCAGUGGGGUUGGGGGAGUGGAUUCUCUUUUCAAAGUUGAGGAUUGGCAGGGCAGGGGCAGAGCAUUGUGACAGGUAUUGCUGGCUCUGGCUACAAUCUCUGCGAUGACCUAGCUGGGACUGUGCCAGGUGGCAAAGGAGGUAGAGCCCAUUGAAGGUUCGAGGAGGACCAGAAAGGAUUGCUGAGGGUGUCCUGGCAGGCUCUGCAGGCCUGCUGGGGUAUAGGUUGGGCCACGAUUGGGAAGAUAGAGCCAAGGCCACAGAGUGGGAUUUCCAAGGCAGGGCAGUUUCUUGUCCAGUGUGGGAUGAAGUGAAAUGAGAGCAUGAAGGACACUGGAGAGGAGGAAGGAGGUCAAGGGACCAAGAGCAGGAUGACUCGGGGUGGAGAGAGAACCCAGCCACAGCCAGGCAGCUCCCUCUCACUCGCUCUAGCUCCCUAUCGCUAGGAGGGAGGGUACUGGAAGUCAGGAGAGGACAGCCUCAGGAAGCAGGUCAACAGCCAGGUGACUGCAGCCCUCAAGCAUUGAAGUACUGACAAGAUUCUAAGAACAACCAUGACAGAACCUAGGAGACGGGAAAUUCAGAGAGGUAACUAGAGUGAGGGUGGGUUUCUUGGAAGGCCCCAAUCUUCUCCCUAUAAGAGAAAAUAGUGGUAGAAAGUCACAAAGAGACUUGCCCCAAGUCACAGAUGCGUCCUUUAUAUCCACUGCCUCUAAACUACAGAAGGCUUUUUUGUGUAGAGGAUUAAUUUCCUUUCUCCUCCCACAUGUUAAAACAGUUCCAUUUUCUUUCACACACCAUAUGAUUUACCUGUUAAAAUACACAGCCCGGUGGUUUCUAGUAUAUUCAAAGCUGUGCAACCAUCACUCUCAUUAUCUAAUUUUAGAACAUUUUAUUACCCUAAAAAGAAACCCCUUACCAGCCCCUCCCAUUCCCCACCUUCCCCCUGGCCCUCAGCAGCUACUAAUCUGCUUUCAGCCUCUAUGGAUUUCCCUGUUCUGGGCAUUCAUAUAAAUGGAAUGAUAUAAUAUCUGGCCUUUUGUGUCUGGCUUCUUUUACUUAGCAUGAUAUUGUCAAGGUCCAUCCACGUUGUAGCAUGGAUCAGAUAUUCAUUCCUUUUUAUGGUCAAAUAGUAUUCCAUUUUAUGGGUAGACCACAUGGUGUUUAUCUGUUCCCCAGCUGAUGGACAUUCAGGUUGUUUCUACUUUGCAGCUGCUAUGAAUAGUGCUGCUGUGAACAGUUAUGUACAGGUGUUUGUGUGGACUUAGGUUUUUAAUUCUCUUGGGUGGAGUUGUGAAGUCAUAUGGUAAUGCUAUGUUUAACUUUGUAAGGGACCGUCAGACUAUUUUACAAAGUUGCUGUGUCAUUUUACAAUCCCACCAGGAGUGUAGGAAGGUUCCAGUUUCUCUAUGUCCUUGCCAACACUUGUUAUUUUCUGUUUCAUUUUUAUUUUAGUCAUCCUGGUAGGUGUGAAGUGGUAACUCAUGAUGGGUUUGGGUUUGAUUUGCAUUUCCCUAGUGACUAAUGAAGUUGGGUGUCUUUUUUUUUUUUUUUUUUGGAGACAGGGUGUUGCUCUGUCACCCAGGCUGGAGUGCAGUGGCACCAUCAAGGCUCACUGCAGCCUCCACCUCCCAGGCUCAACCAAUCUUCCCACCUUAGCCUCCUGAGUAGCUGGGGCUACAGGUGUGUACCACCAUGCCCAGCUUUUUUUUUUUUAGUUUUUGUAGAGACAGGGUUUCGCCAUGUUGCCCAGGCUGGUCUUGGAACUCCUGGGCUCAAUUGAUCCUUCUGCCUUGGCCUCCCAAAGUGCUGGGAUUACAAGUGUGAGCCACCACACCUGGCUUGGGCAUCCUUUUAUGUGCUCAUUAGAUCAUGUGUUCUGGAGUAAAAUUCCGUUUAAGGCAAAGGGCACUAAACCGGGAACCAGGAGGCCCUGGCCCUACCCUGAAUCACAGAUCUGGGGACUUUGAUGAUUUUAACCUGGAGGAUGCAGUGAAAGAAACUUCCUCAGUAAAGCAGCCAUGGGACCACACCACCACCACCACAACCAAUAGGCCAGGAACCACCAGAGCUCCGGCAAAACCUCCAGGUGGUGGAUUGGACUUGGCUGAUGCUUUGGAUGGUCAAGAUGAUGGCCGCAGGAAACCGGGUAUAGGAGGAAGAGAGAGAUGGAACCAUGUAACCACCACAACCAAGAGACCCGUAACCACCAGAGCUCCAGCAAAUACUUUAGGAAAUGAUUUUGACUUGGCUGAUGCCCUGGAUGAUCGAAAUGAUCGAGAUGAUGGCCGCAGGAGACCGAAUGCUGGAGGAGGAGGUUUUUCAGACAAGGAUCUUGAAGACAUAGUAGGGGGUGGAGAAUACAAACCUGACAAGGGUAAAGGCACGGUGGCAGAGACUGGCACCAUUGCCGGGGUGGCCAGCGCCCUGGCCAUGGCCCUCAUCGGUGCCGUCUCCAGCUACAUCUCCUACCAGCAGAAGAAGUUCUGCUUCAGCAUUCAGCAGGGUCUUAACGCAGACUACGUGAAGGGAGAGAACCUGGAAGCCGUGGUGUGUGAGGAACCCCAAGUGAAAUACUCCGCGUUGCACACGCAGUCUGCAGAGCCGCCGCCGCCCGAACCAGCCCGGAUCUGAGGGCCCUGUCCAGCUGCAGGCAUGCACAGUGGUGCCACCGCUUGUCACCCGGCUCACCUGCCCCCCCUUCAUUUGGACCCCCAGCUGCUGUGCUGCUCUGUGUCAUCGGCUCCUUGUUGGUCUGAGUUUUCCCGGUGAGCUCUGGGUGUUCGUGAGUUUGGUGUCUGCCCUGCCACAGGUGCGCUGAGACUUGGUGCCGAAAUUCAAGAGCCAGCUCUGAUAGAAAGCCAGCACCAGCCUCGGGAGCUGCUGAGCCACCAGCUCCCAAAGGCAGCCUGCCUGCAGCUUUACUGAGCAUAGGAUGCGGGGGCCAAGAUGAUGCUGGGGCCUGAUGACAUUUAUGCUUAGGGGACAAGAGUUUGACCUCAUGGGACUGUGACCCCUGCACACUGGAGUGGCUCAUUGUGGCAGGUUUCUGCCCGUAGACAGCCCCUGACAGUGGCCUCAAGGAGCUGUAGGUGGGGGGCUCAGCCUGCACCCACUUCACUUGGAGCCCGUGCAAGGAGCGAACCCGUCAGCACCGAGUAACCCCACACACACGCGGCGCCCAGCAUGAUGGUUUCACUUCGGUCUUCCCCAUCCCAGGUUUUAUGUUGCUGAGCUUCCGGAGAGCCGGUCCAAGCGGAGGCUUUCAGUUAUUUAAGUGCAAACAUGCAUCUCAUGAUAGUCCUGCCCUGAGAGUUUAGGAAUCUUCUGGAUAAGUAUGAAGCAAUUCGUAGGCCUGUUUCCCAUCUGAUUCCAUAGGGGGGCUGGGCGUGGCCUUCGGGUUGACAUGAGAAAGGUCUUUAGCAAUCAUUUCCGCAUUGGAGGUGAGUUUUAUCCUGUGUUGGGGAGAGGUGCUCGCCCUCCACCCUGUAUCUAUUCCUAUUUUGGUAGCAAGAGCGACCGACGUCAAGAACGAGCAUCAAAGCCAGAAUCAUGCUUGUUGUUUGCUUAAAAAUGUCAUCGGGGGCGGUGGGGGAGGAGAGGGGAAGGAGACAUUUGCUUGGUUUAGUGAAACGCACGUGACUUUGUAGCUCUGUGGUCAGCCUACUUGUCUGUUCUGAGGGAGAGUGCGUGGGGACCCAUGCUCACCGUGGCAGACACAGGAACCCCAUGACUAGCCCCUCACCGGGCAUGGAGCUGCCUGGUUUGGGCUGGAGCAGAGCUGGUUUCCUGGAAUGUCCCUUUGGCCUCAAACUGAACACGUGGUUCUGUCCUGCUGAGCUCUGUUGGCAGAGGCUCACGGGACAGAACCACAUGCUAGGGUCUAGGGCUCCCGUCUACUGAUAAUCAGUGUGCCAUGUCAGAGAGCACUUCUGAAAGCAGAUACGAGUCACCGGACAGGCAGGAUCUUAGAAAACUCACGGGCCUCUUUGGUCUGCAUGAUGGCCCCACGCGUUCCAUCGGCUGUCCACUGAGCGGGAUUGUCCGCUGAGCGGGAUGAGCCAACUCCAGUUUCUUAAGGAAUCCACUGGAAUCUGCAGCCCCCACAUGCAUCUGUCUAACGCAUGCCUCGUGUUCGUUUUGCAAACAUGCCUGCGGUGGAGGGUAGGCAGUUGCAGCAGUGUCUCAAGGCUGCCUUGUGAGGCCAUUCCCAGUGGGUGCCUGUGAGCUCCUUACCACCCCUUUUCCUGCUCAGCCCUUUAAUCCCUGACAGACCUGGACUGUGUGGCUGAAGGGGGGGACCUGCAGCACUGCAGAAAUGCCUCUGUGUGGUGCCAUGAAGGAAAGAAACCUUGGCCUGGUCUCGAGAAGCUUCCCAUGCUUCAGGAAGUUAGUAAGGGUGGGGUGGCUUGCAGGACUGGCCUGUUUCCAGGGCCUCCCGCACUCAUUGGCCAGAUUGUGAACUUUGUCAGGCUUGUCCCUCCCUGACACCAAGUACGUCGAGAGCUGAUGGCCCCACCCUCUGGCUGGUACUGGGCCGGAGGUGGCUAUGGAGGAUUGUGGCAUGCAUGGCCUGUCGACACCUUGACUGCGUGACCUUAGGGGUUGUCCACCUUACCUUUACGAUGAGGCCUAUCGGAUGGCUAAGUCCUUGAAACCCUAGAGCUCUGACGUAGAACAUGUACUGUCUGUGAAACCAUGUUCGCAGUAGCACUGACAGCAGUUGAGAGAGACCCGUUUUGCUCUCCCUUACCCCCCCGGGUGCUUUCUGCACAAAGCCUGGAGCCUGGCACUCAAGCCCACCGGUGGCAGCUCCUAGUGACUGGACAUGCCUGGAAGACCCCUCAGCCUUCUGUUUGCAGAACGCUCAUUUCAGGAGCUUCUCCUUCCCACAGACAUCUUACACUUGCUCGACACUGCCACUUGCAGAAGCCUAGCGGGCUCUAGUCACCACGUGUCUAUCUGAAGGUUGCACUGGCCAGCAUGGGCCUGUCCCAAGCGAGAGGGGAGACACAGUGGACUGAAAGGACUGGUUGAAAGUGGCCAAUCUCUAUCAAUCAGCUUAAUUUGGCAGAGAAAAUUUGUAACAACUCUGAGCACAUGCUGGGUGAAGUCACACAGCUCAAGGAAAUACAAAGAUGGGCAUAAGGAGGUGUGCGUGGCUUCUGGGGUGGGACCCAGAGGGGAGGCUCUGGGACGGGGGCUGGGGUUCAGUGCCGGGGCCCUGAGGAAGAAAUGGGGACUGAUCUCAAAAUUCCAGAAUUCCCUGUACAUCUGUUCAUGUACUUGCGUCCAGGUAUGAGUUGUAAACUGUCUAGUGUUUGCAUUAAAUAAAAUGGCACCGAGCAGA